Messenger RNA from Striga asiatica, 5246 nucleotides. The record is from the annotation of a GenBank genome assembly. NCBI's taxonomy places the organism in Eukaryota, Viridiplantae, Streptophyta, Magnoliopsida, Lamiales, Orobanchaceae.
UCUUUUCAUCAACAUUAUUAUGCAUUUAAAAAAUAUCAAUCAAUAACCUCUCAUAAAUCAUAAUCCUAUAUUAUCCUUAUCCAAAAUCCCCCUCUUCCUCAUUCAUCGGCAAUGAUUUCCGCACUUUUUCCCUGCAACCAAGCAAAAAAUUCACUCCCCAAAAUUCGCUUCGCAGGAAAAUCAAACGAGAUGCCCGGUCGAACCGUCCGAAGGAUUUAGCUCGUUACUCUCAAAUCCGUCUUUUUCCACCGAACAUCAACCGAUGGCGCUUUUAGUUCCGGCGCCGGGAAUUUCAUCAUUCGGCGUCGUCGGAAGGCCGAGAAGAAUUUAUCUCCGCUCCAGAAGGACGAAUUUCAGUUUUACUGUCUACGCGGGCGUUAAGGAUGUCGAGAAGGAGGUAAUGAAAUCGAGGGUUGAUUAUGGCUACGAGGAUACUGUGAGAUGGUUGUACGAGAGGGUGAAGCAGACCGAGGCAGAUGCUGCGCCGUUUUCAGCCGUUAGUAGUAAGGACGAUGAAGAGAAGAAGAAUGAUUACUAUGUGAAUACGGGUUAUGCGAUUCGGACCCUCCGAGAGGAGUUUCCGAAGCUUUUCUACGAGGAACUCAGCUUUGAUAUCUACAGGGAAGAUAUAGUCUUCAAAGAUCCACUCAACACAUUUUCCGGCAUAGAGAACUACAAAUCAAUCUUCUGGGCACUAAGAUUUUACGGGAGGAUAUUCUUCCGGGCUCUGUGGGUUGAUAUCGUGAGUGUGUGGCAGCCCACGGAGAACAUGAUAAUGGUCCGUUGGACUGUGCACGGCAUCCCACGAAUCCCUUGGGAGGUUCGUAGCAGAUUUGAUGGCACCUCAGAGUACAAGCUAGACAGGGAAGGAAAAAUAUACGAACACAAGGUCCACAAUAUUGCUCUUAACGGGCCCCACAAGUUCCAGGUGCUGUCUGUGGACCAGUUGAUCCAGUCAGUAGGGUGCCCAUCUACACCAAAGCCCACUUACUUCGAGUUAUCAACCUCUUCAUCAACAAAUAGGUCGCCUUUGGUGAAUUUAUCUGCUGUUAAAUUCGUUAUAGUAAGCUGUACCGUGCGGUAUAGUUUGUGUAGUCUUCUUGAUCUGUAUAGCAGCAUGUCGAAUUGGCCGGCAGGUCGACCCGAAAUCGGGACUGGUCCAAGUGGGUUGCUUGGACCAGAAGUGGGAUUUGAACCCACGCCCUCUAUCGAAGACCAGAACUACCCAAUGAUAAAUCAAACGGGUAUGGUUCCGUUUAAUUCCGCCCACACGCCCUGGCCGGCUCCGCCUCCGCCUCCGCCGCCGCCGCCGCCUCUGCCGCCAGUGCCACCACCAACUGCUUCUUUCUGGACCGCCGGAAACGUUAGCAGCCGCCUUGAAGAACUUCAAGAUACUUUAAACCUAGCCAAAGCAAUGCAAAAAGAGUUGGAGAUGUUCAUUCAGAUGAAAGAAAUGGAAGUAACUACAACAGGUGAAGCUAAAAGGCAUGGUGAUAUGUCCAUGGAUAGGUUUCUUGAGUUUAUGAAGGACAAUAAACUUGACUUGAAAUUCCAAGAGUCAAUGUCGCUGAACUCUGCGAAUGCCAUAAUGUCGAAACUGAGAUUUCAGUUGGAGCCCUUCAGGGUUGUUACAGAUGGGAAUACGCCCUGGGAGGAAAAAUCUGCUGUGAAAAGAUUAGCGGAUAAAAUGGAGAAGUAUAAAAGAAAUAAACUUUGGCGAAAAAGGAAGAGAAGGAGAGUAGCUGAGAAUUUAGCCAGAGAGCGUGAGCAGUUUGAUAAAAUAGAUAAAGAAGCUGAUGAAUGGAGGGCUCGGGAGAUUGCUAAAGAUAUUGCACAAAAGAAGGUAGAAAAGAUGAAGGAAAUAGCCAAGAUAAAGGCAAAAGAGGAAAAGAAAAAACUGCAAUCUGAGCUCGAGCUAGUGUUGAUAGUUGAAAAGCUGCAGGAGUUACGCUCAAUCAGAAUACAGAAACUGAAAAAACAAGGUCAUUUUUUCCCGGAAGAAGAUGAUAAAUUUCUCGAACGUGUUAGAGCUGCAGUCGAGGAGGAGGAACGUCAAUCCAUGGUGGCAUCUGUUACAGAUGCUGCUAAAGAUGCUAUUGCUAAUGCUGAGGAGUCAACAAAAGAAAUCCGCAAUCAUUCACUCAAUUCGGAAAAAUUAGAGCUUAAUAAUGAUGGAGGUGGGGAAAGGCAAGACCAGAAGAACGAGAUUAGUAAUGAAGGAGCUUCAGAAAUGUUUGUCCAAGAAGCUAAAAGACGUGAAAUGAAUGGACCAUCUUCAGGCAGCUUGUACGACUCUGUUGCUAAUUUGCCCAUGGAAUUUUACCAUUACUAUCAUGGGAGCAAUACCGAUAUGGGCACGCUCAUUGAGGUUAGAAGAACAUGGGACACGUACAUACGACCUGGAGGAAGCCGUAUACCUGGUCAUUGGGUUCAACCGCCACCCCCAGCAGAUGAUGUGAACGCAAUUUUCUUGGUUAAAUGCACAGCCUCCUUUUCUGGUCAGGCAAAACUGGAGGCCAAUGGGCCGUUACAUUCACAAGGCCCACAGCUAACUAAAACCCACAUAUCCCGGCCCACUAACAAACAAACGGCAACUUGGUUACAUCAUCAUCACCAGACAAAUCCCCGUCUUUUCCAGGAAUUUUCUAACAGAAGAUUUUCCGGCGCGUGGAUCGGCGUGCAGAUGUGGAACUCGGUCGCUAAUUUGAAGGAGAGCCUGAGUAAGAUCGCACUCGACGUGCAUGACGACGACGACGAGCCUUCGAUUAGCACUCCUCAGUCGCGCGAUCGGCUCGAGAAUGGGAUUUCGGUCUCUGAGCGGAGAAUUUCGCGCAGUUUCAGUCGUUCUAAUUCUCCGAUCGUCAAUGGGUUUGAUUCCCCACCGACUCCCGAGAUCCAACAAUACAAAACAGAAAUUAAGAGACUUCAGGAAUCCGAGGCGGAAAUAAAGGCUCUUUCAGUUAAUUAUGCGGCUUUGUUGAAGGAGAAAGAGGAUCUGAUUUCAAAAUUGACUGAAGAAAAUGGCUCAUUGAAACAAAAUCUUCUCACCACAAAUGCUGCUCUCAGUGCAACUACAGCCGUGCCUAAGGGGAGUGUCAAUAUUUCUCCCAGGUCCAAUAAGUUUGCAACAAAAGUACGUACCAAUGGAAGCCCAUUAUCCAAUGGAAUCAUAUCUAAACGCGAUGAAUUAAGCAAUGGAACCAUUUCAAAUAAUGGAAAGGAACUCUCAGAUCAGAUGGAAGACAAAAAUAAAUCCCUUGCAGAGUUGCAAGCAACACAUGAAUCACAAAUGAAACAGAUGGUGGUCGAGCUUGACAAAGAACGUGGUAGAUUAGCUACUAUGCGGUCAAGAUUAGAAGAGGAGCAGAAGUUGAACAGAUCAUUUCAGCAGGAGUUGGGCUCUUUAAAAGAUGAAAACAAUAAAAUGUUGAAAGAGGUGCAGAGAACACGUGAUGACCUAAAUCAGAAAAUAUCAGAGAUUGGGAGAUUGCAGAUAGAGUUACAGCGAAGAGAUGCAGAUGAAACAAAUGGCACUAUAGUUGAAUUGAAGACAGUAAUUGCUACCUUGGAGAAUGAAACUAGAAAUAUUAAGAAAGAAAAAGAUGAACUUGAGGCUGCCUUAAAAGCAAUUACUUCUGAUCCAGUUCCCAAAGGCGCACCUGCUGAUGUUGAUCCUUCAAAUAAGCGUACCAGUCAGAUGAGUGAGGAAUCACCAUGGAAGGAGGAAAUGCAGCAAUCUUUGCGUAAGCUGGAGAACGAUUUGAAGGAAGCAUCCCGAGAGAGGGACAAAGCGUUGUAUGAGUUAAAUCGUCUCAAACAGCAUUUAUUGGAGAAGGAAUCUGAAGAAUCCGAGAAGAUGGAUGAGGAUAGUAAGGUCAUCGAGGAACUGCGAGAAAUCAACGGACACCAAAGAGUUCAAAUAUCACGUUUGGAGAAAGCUCUUACACAGGCCAUUGCAGGUCAGGAAGAAAUAAAAGUGUCCAGCAGUAAUGAGCUGAUGAGGGCUAAAGACACCAUAGACGAGCUUGAUAGAAAAUUGACCAGCUGUUUGAGCACAAUAGAUGCCAAAAACAUGGAAAUUUUGAAUCUUCAAACUGCACUCGGACAGUAUUAUGCCGAAAUUGAAGCUAAGGAACGUCUCAUUGAGGAGUUAUAUUUUGCAAAAGAAGAAUCUGCUAGACUCACGAAUCAGUUGAAGGAAGCACACCAGCAAGCGAACGUGUCAAAGAUGGAAAAAGAAGAAAUCCUGGGCAGGCUUUCAGAAGCCGAAAGGACUCUUGCUGAUGGGAAGAGCAGAGUUAAGAAGCUUACGGAGGACAAUGAAAAACUCCGAAGGGCUCUUGAGCAAAGCAUGACGAGGUUAAAUAGGAUGUCAGUGGACUCGGAUUUUCUAGUUGACAGGCGCAUUGUGAUCAAAUUACUGGUGACAUAUUUUCAACGAAACCACAGUAAAGAGGUUCUGGAUCUAAUGGUUCGCAUGCUCGGAUUUUUGGAUGAAGACAAGCAACGGAUAGGCAUCGCCCAGCAAGGGGCCGGCAAAGGUGUAGUUAGGGGUGUGUUGGGUCUUCCGGGUCGACUGGUCGGGGGUAUUUUAGGCAGCGGCGGCGGCUCAGCUGGAAGCCAGGCAGCCAUGGCAUCUGACAACCAGUCCUUUGCAGAUUUAUGGGUGGACUUCCUUCUUACUGAGACCGAAAAAGAAAAGAGAGGGUUGGCAGAAGGUUCCAAUCCGGCCCAAGACAACACGGAAACUUCCCCUUCUCCUUCCACAGAUCACAAGGGGUCAUCAUCAUCAUCUGCUUCGAGUUAUUUGCAUAGCCCAUUCGACAGUCGAAGCCAAAUGCAAUCACAUUCUCGUCCAAACUUCAUGCAACGUGAGAAUUCCGACUCGGAGUUUUCAACCGUACCCCUCACCUCAUCGGAAAGCAAUUCCCAGGGCUCGAGGCUACUCCCAAGAUACUGAGUUAAUAUAUUUUUUUUUAUUUUUUUUUUUUGAGAUGCUGUAAAUAUACAAAUUGAAGUACAGUACAGAUUUCACUCCCUAUGUAUGUUUGAUGCCUUGUGGUUCUUUCAAUUUUUUUGUGUCCUCUGCGGAAGGAGAGGAGCCAGCCGACUCGGCCGGCUGUAUAGGCAUUACCAUAUAUAUACACAUCACUCCCAUUUUUCCAUUAGUGAAAACUUUUUGGGUGUCCAAAUACAUGUAAUCUUGUGUUGCAAUAAGUAGCAAUAUAAACGGUUUGUGUGAACAA